UACUCUAACGCUGUAAUAAUCUUUUAUUUCAUGUGUUAUGUUUUAGGGAGAGAGGAACUCAGGCGAAAAGAUCCGACCGAAUUUUAUAGUGUAGUUUUCUUACUCACUAGAUAUACAUUACAUAGCAAAAUUCAGACAAGAGUGAUCUAUCAUGCACUGGUGAGUUAUAUGGAAAUGUUGCUAGAAAUGCAUUCCGUCGAGGAUAUCAAACUGUUCAAGGAAAUGAUCGUUAAACUUGGCAAUCGUUUGCAAACUGGUUACAAAGAGCCUGUUAAGGAGUUAAUAUUGACGUGUAGGACAAUAUUGAUCAAGGAAGACGUCCCGGAGGCCUCUCGUUUAAUGUUAUUGUACGUGAUAGACUUGGAGCGUAGAGGUUUCUCUCACCUGCCCAAUUAUUUGAAAGCAUUUUACAAGUCGCAGCUGGGAGAAGAAUAUGAAGAACCAUUACUAAAUUGAUCUUCGGUCUUUCUAAAAAUUUAAGUACUGUUUAAAACGUGCGUGUCUGUACAUUUUGGUAUACCAUAUGUAUAUAUUAUAUGCGAUAUUUAGUGUUUAAAGUAAUAUAAAGAAUAGGUAAUAAAUGUGACAUGAACGUUGAUGCAUCGUUAAGACUCAAACAGAAUUUUGGUAAUUCAUUUUUGUAAUUUGGCUAAUAAGAUUCUACAACCAAA
This is a messenger RNA of Ceratina calcarata, 671 nucleotides long. RefSeq lists its product as uncharacterized. Bases 31 to 456 code for a protein of 141 amino acids. NCBI's taxonomy places the organism in Eukaryota, Metazoa, Arthropoda, Insecta, Hymenoptera, Apidae. The record is from RefSeq and is a predicted model, not a curated record. The transcript is spliced from 2 exons.